This is a messenger RNA of Penaeus indicus, 1683 nucleotides long. RefSeq lists its product as uncharacterized. The transcript is spliced from 3 exons. Bases 1 to 1683 code for a protein of 560 amino acids. Lineage: Eukaryota; Metazoa; Arthropoda; Malacostraca; Decapoda; Penaeidae. The record is from RefSeq and is a predicted model, not a curated record.
AUGGAGGCCACCUCCCAGACAUGGAAGAUUUCCUCAAAGAGGAAAUUACCAGUGGGCCCAAGGGCAAGUAGGAGGAAGGCAGUGGCAAGAAGGAGGGUACGGCAGAUGGGGAUGGAACUAAUAGUAUCUGAGGUACCCAUGACCAGAACCCAACUCUCUGUCCUCAGCAAAGGAAGGUCUUUUGUACCAGGUCCUCCUCCAAAGAAAGCCCUUUUGGAGAACCUAGGAAGCUCAAUGAAUAGAUUGAAAGAGCAUAUAAACAAAAGAUUUGCUGAUUCCCUCUUACCAGGCCAAGGAAUUGAAGAAACACAUAACAAAAAGAGGAGAUUUAUGCCCAAACAACUCCCGAUGAAACAGAGAGUGAGCAUUCCUACUAAAAAACUCCCUGGCUUAGAAACAAUGGUACAUUGUGAAACCAUGGAAGUAGGAGAAAAGAUCUUAAAAGGCAGCCUCCCAAACAUGAGCAAACAAGAAAGAGAGGCCCUUAAAGAUCUAGCUCAAAACCCAGACUUAGUCAUUAAGAAAGCAGACAAGGAUGGGGCCUUAAUAACUCAGGAAAAGAUGGAGGAAACAGAAGGAGUUUCAUUGGCUGGUCAAAGAGAUGCACUACUGGAGCAUGAGCCAAUAAUCCCACAUUGGUAUGUGUUACCCAAAACCCAUAAGAAAAAAGACCCAGACACAGGUUUAUGGCCAGGGAGACCAGUGCUCAGUGGAUGUAAUGCCCCAACCAGACCAGAGGAAGCAUCCUGGAUUGUGGCAAAUUUCUAUGAAAAGAAUUUUGCAUAUGUCAAGGAGAGACUAAAAGCAGACUAUAAUAUCUUAGCACCACCUCCAUACUUAAUAAAAGAUGGUAUAGAUCAUGUCUUACAAGGCACACUACUGAGAUUCAAUAAUCAAUUCUAUAACCAAGGCAAAGGAACAGCCAUCGGAGCCUCAGUCUCAGUAGCCAUAGCAGAAAUCUUUGUACAUGCCAGUAUAGAAGAGAGAAGACAGAAAUUGGCAAAACAACCAGCAGUUUUCUAUAGAUAUAUUGAUGAUAUCUUUGGAAUCUUCACUGGCACAGAGGCACAGCUCUUGGAGUACCACCAAGGGCUCAAUAAGAUACAUCCAGAUUUAAAAUUCACAGUAGAAUACAGCAAAAAGGAAUUGCCUUUCCUAGACACUUUGGUGUAUCUGGAUGCAGAAGGAAAAGUGCAAACCUCGGUGUACCAUAAACCAUCAAACACACACCAGUAUCUGCACUUCCAAUCAUGCCAUCCACCAAGCCUCAAAAGAUCCUUACCUUACUCACAGGCACUGAGAAUCAAGAGAAUAGUAAGUGAGCCACAAAAACUAGAAAAUACUUUAAAAGACAUGGUCAGUUUCUUCACAAAAAGAGGAUAUUGUAGAAGAACGCUAGGAUCAGCUUUGAAAAGAAUAAGAGAGGUCAACAGGGAAACCCUCUUAGAAAGAAAACUAAGACCAGAACAAAGCCGCCUAAUUUUCCCCAUGCUAUACUCCCCUGCUUUAGAAAGAGUCCUAAACUACUCUCUAAAAGAAAUAUGGGAGUGGGUUGUAGAAAAUGCAAAAGGAACCCCAUGGGAAAAGAAAUUCACGGCUUCACAUCCCAUGAUAGCUUGGAGAAAAGGAAAGACUAUAGCUGACUAUCUGGUCAGAGCAGAAUUCCCAAGACCCCUCAAAUAA